Messenger RNA from Venustampulla echinocandica, 1395 nucleotides. Its product is annotated as Phosphotransferase. The record is from RefSeq and is a predicted model, not a curated record. The transcript has a single exon. NCBI's taxonomy places the organism in Eukaryota, Fungi, Ascomycota, Leotiomycetes, Helotiales, Pleuroascaceae. The coding region runs from base 1 to 1395 and encodes 464 amino acids.
AUGUACAGCGGUCAAGAAGAGCUUGACAAUCUUGUAUGGGAUAAGAACGAUGAAGACUCGGAUAAGUCACAGAAGCAGAUGCGACUUAAAACGAUUUGCCGCCAGGUAGAACGUCUCGCAAAGCAAAAGUUUAGGAAACCGGCAACUUUAGUAUCACCCUUGAUCAUCGGCGGCUUCAAUAUUCUAUACAGAUUACACCUUGAGGGAGUUACUCCCGACAUAAUAGUCCGACUCCCUUGUCCCAGCUUGGUCCAGUUCCCGGAUGAAAAAACAGAUCAUGAGGCUGCCACGGCAGCCUAUAUUUCGAACAAUACCGAGGUUCCUACUCCUCAAGUAUUCUUUUCUGGUCGGGAUUCCACCUUAGGGCCAUUUGUCAUCAUGCAAUACAUCGAAAAUCACGGGAGCAUGUCAGCUAGACUGAAGACGCCUAACGACGACCUUAGCGUUACUCAUGUUUUAAAUCCUAGUAUUGCGGAGAAUACGCUUGAAAGUCUCUGGGGCCAGACAGCACGCUGCUACCUACAGCUAUCUCGACUAAGUUUUCCUCGGAUUGGGUCUUUAGUUGAGGUGGAUGGCUCCUACAACGUGGCUGGGCGACCUAUUACCCAUAAUAUGACUGAUAUGGUCCGUCUUGCUAAUAUUCCCCGCGCAGUCCUUCCCCAGGAGGGUAAGACUUACAGGACUGCAGACGAAUGGUAUAUCGCAUUAGCAGAGAUGAAUAUAGCACAACUCAUCUUCCAACACAAUGAUUCAGUGGUAUCAGAGGACGACUGCCGAAAUAAGUACGUAGCGCGCCAAAUCUUUUAUAGGUUAGCUAAGCAAGGUCGAGUGUCCACUUUUGGGUUUGCGGAGGAUGACUGGUCUGCCCAGUCGUCCAAGAAGAUAAUGCCUUCCAACCUUUCCCCGGCCCCAGCGGGGUCCAACUCUUUUCGACUUUGGGGUGACGAACUUCGGGCAGGCAAUAUACUUAUAGAUGGCUCGGACAAUAUAGCCGCUAUCAUCGACUGGGAGUUCGCAUAUGCCGCGCCUACACAGUUUAUUCUCGACCCGCCCUGGUGGCUGCUCCUCAACUUGGCAGAGACAUGGUCUUCCGGCAUUGAUAACUGGAGAGAGAGAUACGAGCCACGCCUAAAGACCUGGCUAUCCGCUAUGGAACGAGCCGAGGAAAGCAUGGAGGAACCCGGUCCUCUACCGGUUGCGUUGUCCACUUACAUGCGAGAAAGCUGGGAAACCAGCCGGUUCUGGCUUAACUAUGGCGCAAGAAAGAGCUGGGCUUUCGAUACUGUGUAUUGGAGAUUCCUGGACGAGAGAUUUUUCGGCGACCGGGGAAGCAACAUCGCUGAAGAUGAUUUGUGGAAGACUAGAAUACACUUGUUGAGUAAGGCGGAGAGGUAG